This is a messenger RNA of Dama dama (fallow deer), 7696 nucleotides long. RefSeq names its product CBFA2/RUNX1 partner transcriptional co-repressor 3 (gene CBFA2T3). Gene Ontology annotation, cellular component: nucleus. The record is from RefSeq and is a predicted model, not a curated record. Gene Ontology annotation, molecular function: transcription corepressor activity. Gene Ontology annotation, biological process: negative regulation of DNA-templated transcription; DNA-templated transcription. The transcript has 12 exons. The coding region runs from base 122 to 2266 and encodes 714 amino acids. Lineage: Eukaryota; Metazoa; Chordata; Mammalia; Artiodactyla; Cervidae.
GGCACAGCUGCACGGCUGCUCCCUGGCCGGCCGCACUAUCACGGUGACACAGCUGGCUGCCUCGCCGCAGGCUGCAGGCGACCUCCCCCACCGGCGCCUCCCCAGGCCCGCCCUGCAUCACAUGAGCCCCUGCGGCCGCCCGCCCCUUCCCCAGGCGGCUGCAAGAAGGCCUGAAGCAGUCUGGGGGACAGAGACCUCCAGUUCAGAGGAGCCCAGGCUGACUGAGGCCUGCAUCUUUCUCUCGAGGGCCCACGAGGUUGAGAAGGGCAUUGAGCGUGAGGCUCACCAGGCUCCAUACCGCUGCCCACCACAGGGCUGCCCACCUCCCACCUCAGCAGGAUUCAGAUUCCUGAACCCACCCUCUGGCUCCAUGUCCCGGGCGUCCCCCGUGCUGGACAGUGGGCCCUCGGCAUCCACCAGCUGUUCAACACCCCGGGGUCCCAGGAAGGGCGGUCCAGCAGACAGAAAGGAGAAGGCCACCGCGAUGCCCGACUCCCCAGCUGAGGUGAAGACGCAGCCCCGGGCCACGCCCCCCAGCAUGCCACCCCCACCGCCUGCCGCAUCCCAGGGGGCCACACGACACCCCUCCUUCACACCCCACACAAAUCGAGAGGACGGGCCUGCGAUGUCUCUGCCCCAUGGCCGUUUUCAUGGCUGCUUAAAAUGGUCUAUGGUCUGUCUCUUGAUGAACGGCAGCAGCCACUCGCCCACGGCCAUCGGCGGCGCCCCGUCCACGCCCAACGGCUUCAGCAAUGGCCCGGCCACCUCGUGCACGGCCGCACUAUCUACACAGCAGCUGCCCCCAGCCUGUGGGGCCCGGCAGCUCAGCAAGCUCAAGCGCUUCCUGGCCACCCUGCAGCAGUUCGGCAGCGACAUCUCCCCAGAGAUCGGGGAGCGUGUGCGCACGCUGGUGCUGGGGCUCGUGAACUCCACGCUGACCAUUGAGGAGUUUCACUCCAAGCUCCAGGAGGCCACCAACUUCCCACUGCGGCCAUUUGUCAUCCCUUUCCUGAAGGCUAACCUGCCCCUGCUGCAGCGGGAGCUCCUGCACUGUGCCCGCCUGGCCAAGCAGAGCCCUGCACAGUACCUGGCCCAGCAUGAGCAAGCCCUGCUGGAUGCUGACGCCUCUUCCCCUGUCGACUCCUCGGAGCUCCUGCUGGAGGUUAACGACAACGGCAAGAGGAGGACCCCCGACAGGACCAAAGAGAAUGGGUCAGACCGGGACCCACUGCACCCGGACCACCUCAGCAAACGGCCAUGCACCCUGAGCCCCGCCCAGCGCUACAGCCCCAGCAACGGGCUGCCCCACCCGCCGCCGCCCCCACACUACCGCCUGGAGGACAUGGCCAUGGCCCACCACUUCCGGGACUCCUACCGCCACCUUGACCCCCGGGAGCUGCGGGAGCGCCAUCGGCAGCUGGCAAUGCACGGAUCCCGGCCUGAGGAAGUGAUUGACCACAGGCUCACGGAGCGCGAGUGGGCGGAAGAGUGGAAGCACCUCAAUAACCUCCUAAACUGCAUUAUGGACAUGGCCGAGAAGACGCGGCGGUCGCUGACCGUGCUGCGCCGCUGCCAGGAGGCUGACCGUGAGGAGCUCAACCACUGGAUCCGGCGCUGCAGCGACGCGGCAGAGGACAGCAAGAAGGGCCCUGGGCCGACCGCCCGGCCCCUCAGCAGCUCCACAGGCACAGAGGGUGCUCAGCUAGACAUCCACCGGGAGUUCAUGCCUCGGACCCUGUCUGGCUACAUGCCCGAGGAGAUCUGGAGAAAGGCGGAGGAGGCGGUGAACGAGGUGAAGCGGCAGGCAAUGUCAGAGCUGCAGAAAGCCGUGUCUGAUGCUGAGCGCAAGGCCCAUGAGCUCAUCAGCACAGAGCGGGCCAAGAUGGAGCGGGCCCUGGCCGAGGCGCGGCGGCAGGCCUCCGAGGACGCCCUCACCGUGGUCAACCAGCAGGAGGACUCCAGUGAGAGCUGCUGGAAUUGUGGGCGCAAGGCCAGCGAGACAUGCAGCGGUUGCAACGCAGCCCGCUACUGCGGCUCCUUCUGCCAGCACAAGGACUGGGAGAAGCACCACCAUGUGUGCGGACAGAGCCUGCAGGGCCCCGCGGCUGCUGUAGCCGAGCCUGUGCCCGGACAGUCCGACACUGCCACAGGCCUGGGCCCCUGCCUGCCCCCGGCCGCUGCCAGCCCCAGCGAGGCGGGCUCCACUGGGCCUUCCCGCCCUGGCUCUCCUGGUCCACCCGGCCCCCUGGACGCAGCGCCCCGCUGACCCGCCAGGACCUGAUGCCCAUCGAACUGCCCAGCCCCGCCCGGCCCGCAGGACGCGCACCCAGCCCUGGGAGCCGACCAUGGGAGUCACCGCUGCUACUGCUUCUCUCCAAAAGAAAACAGAACCAACAAGACUGCAUCCACACGACUUCCUCAGCUACCUGACGAUCACACCUCGACCUCUUCCGAAUCCUCAGAAACCACCCGCUGAACUUGAGGCGGCGGGCGGACGCCGGCCAGAGGUGACCGGCUCGUCCACACCCACCUCUCCCCCCUGUCUUGCUCUCUGUCUUGUUUUUCUCUCUUUAUGACUUUCACAUACUUUCUCUUCAAUGAAAAAAUAGAAUUGUUUGGUGGCUUAUAUUUUCACUGAAGAAUUUUGGGGGACUUUGUAGCAAGAGAGCUACUCAGAAAUGGACAAAGAAAACUGAGGUUUUCUCCCCUUGCCUGAUUCAAAAGGCAAAAGGAAAACUGUUCUUUCAUAGCCGGAGAUCCAAGCCGCCAGUUCACGGAAACCGCCCUAGGGGUGUGUGGCCAAUGCGGUGAGGCUGGUGAGAAAGAUGUCAGACUCAAGUCGUAAUUUUUCAUUUCAGAAUUUUUUCUCCUUUAAUGUCAAAUUCUUUGGCUUUAAGUAGAAAUCCAAAAAGUUUUUUUAAAAAAAGAAAAAAAAAAGGUAAAGGAAGCAUGCUGCAGUCCAUGGGGUCGCAAAGAGUCGGACACGACUGAGCGACGGAAAUGAACUGAACUGAAAGGAAGCAUACCUGUAAACUACCUUGCCAGCUAGCUAGCCAAGGACGCCGGACACACCUCUGCUCCAAAGGAAAUCCAAAAAACAUACACAAGAAGUCAAAAUCCAAAAUUUUGUUGUCACUGCCAAAGGAUGUUUUUCACUGUUUUCCUCCACGCCUGGGCUUGUUCCAAUGUCCGUCUUUUCUCUUGCUUUGAUUCUGUUUGGGGGGCGAUGGGGUAUUGGGGUUUGGAGUGUUUUGUCCAACAGGAAGCAACUUCUUUCUUUUCAACUCCAUGGCAGCGCCUCCACUGGGGCCGGGUGGGGUGGGCAGUGAGGCCCUCGGCACCCACACGUGUGUGCAAGUGUGUGUGUGCAUGUGCGCUGGGACACACCCAGCAUGCAUCUGCACACGCGCAGGAAGGGUAUCUUGUCCAUCCUCACACCCUCUGUGAAUUUCCAUCACAUUUCAUCCUUUCCACUUGUGAAAAAAGUGCUAAUGUGUCCUUCCGAGAGAGAAUAUAAUUCCGAGACAAAACUGUGACAAUCUUUCGGGUUGAUUCUCGACUGCUUUUCCGAGCACGAGGAGACAGCCACCACGCCUUCCACUGCUGCUUCUCCUCGUCCUCCUCUACCUCUGCCGCCCGCUACACGAGCCUGCCGCCCAGCUCGUCUCUCCGUCCCAGCCCCUGUGUUUCCUGCAGCCCCUCUCCUGUCGUCACACUUUUGCAGAAAAAGGAAAAAAAAAAAAACCCACAAAGAAAAGCAAUUUGCCCUCCCUGCACCUUCUAGAGACUUGACCAGCUGUAUAUAACCCUGCAUUUUUGUCCAGCUCUUCCUCAGGGGAUGGUCUCUCUGAAGUCCCCGCCCCACGCCUCACCCUGACCCCCAUCCCACUCGCUCCCCCAGCGAUCUCAAGGAGGAAAUAAAGGAAUAAGGAAAUUCUGAUCUGUACUCAGUGGGAGAACAAACAGCAGACACAGUCUCUGAUCGGGGUUUUACUGCAUGGCUGUAAGAAGUUCCAGGACUGGAGUGCAAUAGUGACCAGCUACUGAAACCGAGAGCCCAGGGGCCUGCCGAGAGGCAAGAAGUCAAUGGUAUAUGAUAAUGUGAAUGUAUAUAGUCCUUGCAGAGGUCCAAAUGAUGAUAUUCAUGAUGAUGAUAAUAAAGAAGAGAUGUUUGCCAAAUAAAAAAUUAAGAGAAACCAUGGAGGUAUGUAAAGCAUAGGAACUAGGUUUUCAGAGAAAUCCGAACUGUGGUCCUCCAGGCAGCAAUGUGUGUGUUGAUCACUGUUACUUUCCAGAGUUGUGAGAACUCAUCCUUUGAGUACUGAGAGGAAGGACUCCUUCCAGUCGCCACAGACGAGGUGCUGUUCAAACCCCACCUGGCAGGAGUCCUAACUCUGACUGCCCAGCUAGACCUCUCACCCUCCAGAAAGCCUGUGGGCUACGCAGGGCUGCCAGCCUCUCAGAGGCUCACUUCUGUGGGUUUCAGAAGAGCAGGGGCCACGUGGGAUUCAGGCUUUCGUGAGGCAUCUGUCACACGUGCAGUAUGCUCUCUUACAAGCGCUGAACCUGUUGGAAUGGCAGUUUUGCACAUGCUAUGAUGUAGGCCCACCUCCCCUUGGCCUCUGUUCCUAUGAGGUUGCUGGUAGGCGGGCGCGGGUGGUGCCCAGGGCAGCCUGGGGUCUGGGGUGGGGGGAGUGGUUCAAGGCCCUGAUGUCAGGACUACUGCAGCCCCGCGGGUGGGCUUGGCUGGCCUCUGCUCCUCUUCAAGGACAGGCGGGCACACCAGGGGUGGUAGCAUAUUGGCCAGCUGGUGGCAUCAGUCCAGACCAGCCUGCAGGGCCAGACCACAGGCUGAGGGUCUGAGGUGGGGCAGUCCCUCCCACCCCAGUUGUUGGGAAGAGGUCGCUGCAAGCCCCCUGGGAAAAGCUAUCUUCCUGGUGUGACCCUCCACACCUGUAUCUCAUACACCAAGACCUGCCACUGGCUGGGCCUGCAGAAGCCUCACGUGAGGGGCCGGCCACAGACCGACAGACAGAGCCCCUGCCGGCAGAGAGUGUCCACAGGGUCAGAGGGUGGUGGCCGGGUGGGCAGCACAGUCGAAGGCUGAGGCCCAGAGUGGGAGGGAGGGGGCGUUCCCGUGGGCGCCGUGUCAGCAGAUCCCAAAGGUGCGGGCCGGGUCACACGAAGCAGGCCUCCUCCGUGCCCUGGGAGCCUGUUUCUGUUAGUCACUGCAUUCAGGCCCUGCUUGAAGAGGCAAACUCAGAAUGAGUAGCCCUGGGAGCCUGUUUCUGUUAGUCACUGCAUUCAGGCCCUGCUUGAAGAGGCAAACUCAGAAUGAGUAGCCCUGGUGGGAAGGGGACUGGGGGUCCGUGUUUUCCCGCAGUUUGCAUCUGCGGCAGCUGCCUUUCUUAAGCAAAGAGGACGUCUGGACAGAAGGGGUCCCGCCUCUUCUCUCUGCCCUGAGGCUGUCCUGCCCCUGGGCUCUCUGUCGGUUGGUGCAUGUGUGGGGAUCCCCUCCCAGGAGGCCCAGGUUCGACACGCUGGUGACCCCAAAGCUCUGUUAGAUGUGGCUGCUGGCAGAGCCUCCCUCCCUGCAAGUCAGGCUGAAACAGCAGCUUUACCCCCAUUCUGAGGCCAAAGUAAGGAUAGGAGGGCAGAGAGAGGUGGGCGGCAGCCACAGCUGCCAGCCCACCAGGCCACACCAGGGAGGAUGGAAAGACCAGGGUGGCAGAUGCUGGCCGGGGCCCCCUGACUCUGUGGAAAGCCCCUGGUGUGAGGCCCUUUGACCUUGCCCACCCACUGUGCUCUCUGGCUGUUCUCCUAGGAUGUGUCACUGUCCCCACCUAGUGUCUGGGGGUAUUCUGUUGGCAAAAACCAGUGCCCCCCAUUCCCUGUGUGGACAGGCUGGCACAUCCCAGACCCUGUCAGAAUUAGGAGGCUUCCUAUCCCUAUGGCCCACCAGGACCAAAGGAAAGCCUUGGGUACUACAGGGCAGAGAGAGCUGGAGAAAGCCUCAGGGCCAGGAGGGUAUGGGCUGUAGGACGGAGGAGCCGGCCUUCUGGGAAGGGGCCAGGAGAGGGGCCUUCCUCCUGGUUUCAUCCCAGUGACACUGUGGAGCGAGGUCAGGACCGGCCCUGACUCCCUCCUGUUUGCCGGUUCUUCCAAAUACAUCCUCAAAAGGACACCAGAGUCCACCCACCUUGCCUGACCCAGUUCUAUAGCACAUGUGUCUGCCCAUUGUUUUGCCCAUCUCUUCAGGCUAUCUGUAAAUUAUCUAUUGAUUCUUUUAUCAGUUCAUCCUUCUGACCAAUCUGGUCACCUCUCUGGCCAUCCAGUCUCUCACUCAUCCGUCCAUCCAUCUGUCCGUCUGUCCAUUACUCUUUGUCACCUGGUCCCCCAUUCAUCCUUCCACCAUCCGCCCGUCUGCAUGCCAUGCAUGUGUCUCCAUCUAACCCACACAACCAUGCCUCAGCCCAUCCCCAGCCAGGACCCAGUGUAGCACCAACACCCUCAGUGACCCAAAGCCACCUUGGCCAUCCCCUCCCAGUGCCCCUCCCAUGAAUCCAGGCCUGUUCCAGGGACAGACCAGGUUCCGCUACAGGCAUUGUAGGCAGAUUGGACCGACACUGUAGCAACAGCUCUGGCCAGUCUGAGCCCGCCUGGCAAGUGUGGUGGCCUUGGACCAGGAGAGGUGCUGGAGGCAGCCCACACAGCUGCUCAGGGGCCCUGUGACCAGGGCCAUCCAUCAGGGAGGCACAUUCCCUGGCAAGACUUGGACACCACUGAGGGUGGAUUGAGGGGGUCGGGCGCGAUGCCUGCUGCUUUCCUUGUCACCAGGGGUCACUGCCCAGAGGUGUUCCCAGGAAGGGAGGGAGACAGAGCCCCAAGCUGGCUGGCACCAGACACCAGGGCUCCCAGAGCCCCUUCUCCGGGUACUCAUUGUUGGCUCUACCUUCCCUCCUCGCCUGUCUUCCAUCUGGGGGUCCCAGAGCUGGGAGUGAGCCCCUCAGAGCUGGAGAGCAGAGAAGGAGCCCCACCCAGGCUGAUGAGGCCGGCAUUCCCAGGACCCUGGAGGCCUAGUGCAGCCCCCACCUCAUCUUUCCCUGGCCCCUGCGGCCACACAACUGCCUCCAGGCCCCCACGGCCCACAGGUAUCUUCCAGUCCCCCCUCCCCCCACCAGAUUUGUCCUGCUGGCCCAGGAGGAGGCGGCGGAGUUGAGGGGCCUGGACAGCCCACACGGAGGAGGGCUGGGGAGCCGAGUGUCUGGAGCAACCCAUAUGGUCCGAAGUGUUCAGAAAACUCUGUCUGCCUGCUUCCUGUUCUUUUCAUUUCAAUUAAGUCAGCCCCUGGGGCACCUCACCAGAGACCCCCUACAGCAGUUACACAACAUAGCGGGCUCAAUGGGAGCCCGACCUUAAACGUCUGAAUGUAGGGCUAGGGGCCCAACCAGGCCGGCCUCUGUGGGUGAGGGGCUCGGGCAGUGGGAGCCAGGCCUGGCACAGCCACACACAGCUUGGUGGGGACAGACUGACUGUCCACGUCCUCUUCUUUUUAUCUCACGCUAUGUUUUAAUUCUCCCAAAAGAGCCAGGCCGUCUUCCUCCGUGCUGGGCGGGGUCCUGGCAGCCACCCUCCCACACCCCCCAUCUCUCUGUUCGAGGCCCCGUGGGUUCUGUGUCAUGGAAUAAAGCCGCCG